Aspergillus puulaauensis is the source of this 489-nucleotide messenger RNA. Its product is annotated as nuclear transport factor 2 family protein. The coding region runs from base 1 to 489 and encodes 162 amino acids. NCBI's taxonomy places the organism in Eukaryota, Fungi, Ascomycota, Eurotiomycetes, Eurotiales, Aspergillaceae. The record is from RefSeq and is a predicted model, not a curated record. The transcript has a single exon.
AUGGUUCGAAACGGAACCCCCCUCCCAGCCAAACUAGCCGGCCCCCCUCUCAGCGACCGCGAGGCCAUCACCGACGCGUGCUACCGGGCCUUCGCCUCAAUCGACCACGCCAGCGAGUCGCUCCUCGAGUCCAGCGCAACGCCCGACAUCUACACCGACAUCGCCUUCAAAGCAUGCAACGGCUACGAAGAGCUCAAGAACCAGGUGUGGAUUAACGUUGCCGAGCGCGUCGACACCGUCCACUAUCUCUCCAACGUCCGUGUCAGCGUCGACACUGAAACCACUGCCCGCGUUACCUUCAAUGCUCAGGCGGUGCAUUGUAUCGUGGGUAAGGGGUAUGAGCCGGAUUCGACUAAGUUCACUACCGGUGCUUUCUAUGCUUGUGAUGCUGUUAAGGUGGAUGAUCUUUGGAAGUUGAAGACGAUGAAGUCGACUCAUGUUUGGUCUACUGGGGAUCGGUCUAUCAUGAAGCCCCCGAGCAGUGAAUAG